AUGAAUGGUUACCCGCUCCCAAUGAUACCGCCUCCAGGUCCCGUAUGGACGGCUGCGACAAAUACAGACGGUAGAGAAUACUACUACAACACCAUCACCAAAGUUACUACGUGGGAAAAGCCCGAUGAGCUCAAGGACGACGUAGAGCGCGCACUCCCCGGCUCCGGCUGGACAGCUCAUGUGGCAGAUGGCAAACGGUACUUUGCACGCAUUGGCACAAAUGAAACGACGUGGACUAUACCCGAGGCUGUCCAACAGAAAAUCGACCAGGCUAGGCAGAACCAGAUGCCCCCGCGACCCCCUCCUGCAGGACCGUCUGGAUGGGCAGCAGGGCCGCCUUCGAGUGUUACUCCCUACGAAAACAGGCGCCCCGAGCGCGACGAGUACCGCCCCGACCGACACGACCGCCGGGAUGACCGUGAGCGCGAUCGUGAAGCUGGCUUUGGUGGCGAUCGACCCAACAUCAGCUUUACAGUGGGUACUGAGCUUCAAUUCUCUAGCCCGCAGGAGGCAGAGGCGGCCUUUAUGAAAGUGCUUAAACAGAUGAAAGUACAGCCUGACUGGACCUGGCAGCAAGCUGUGCGCGCCGGUAUUCAUGAUCCCAACUGGCGCGCCAUCCCCGAACCAGAGAAGCGCGAGGAGGCUUUCAGGAAGUACUGUGACGAUCUACGCGCUCAAGAGAAGCAGAAAGAGCUGGAACGCCAGGCCAAAUUGCGCUCUGACUUUACCGCCAUGUUGCGCUCGCACCCCGAGAUCAAGUACUACACGCGCUGGAAGACAGCGUUGCCGAUCAUCGACCAAGAAACCAUCUUCCGAUCUGCCAAAGACGACACCGAACGAAGGGCUCUAUUUGAGGAGUACAUCAUUUCAUGCAAGAAGGCACACGAAGAGGAAGAGGCACAGAGCAGGCGAUCCGCUCUCGAACAAGUAAUGGGUCUGCUCCAGGGUCUAAAUCUGGAGCCUUUUACUCGCUGGCAGGCGGCCGAGGAAAAGUUGGAGCGCAACGACGAGUUCAAGAGCGAGAAAUUCCAAACCUUGACUCGCAUCGAUGUUCUGAACCAGUUCGAGACGCACAUCAGGCAUCUUCAGCGCGAACACAACGAUCGUGUUCAGGCCGACCGACGUAUCAAACGUCGCAUAGAACGCAAGAAUCGCGACGGAUUCCUAGAACUGUUGGAGCAGUUGACCAAGGACGGUGUACUGCGUGCUGGUACCAAGUGGAAGGACAUCCAUACGGUGAUUCAAGAUGAUCCUCGCUACACGGCCAUGCUCGGACAAGAGGGAUCCUCGCCGCUCGAUCUGUUCAGGGAUGCUUUGGAGGUAGAAGAGGGCAAGUUCCGUUCUCUGCGCCGAAGAGCGCUGGACGUGCUCGAGCACGAACGCUUCGAAGUUACAACGUCUACCCCCGUGGAAGAUUUCCUAAGUGUCAUGCGAAAAGACGUUCGCACCGCUGAUAUUGACGAACAGUCCAUGCACAGCAUCUACAACUACGUGCUCUCGAAGGUGAAGAAACGCGAGGAAGAUGAACGUCGAGACGUCGAAUCCAACGAGCGCUACGCUGUAGACAAGCUCCGCUCUGUGAUCAAGCAUCUUGAUCCACCAGUGUCGCUUUCAGACACCUGGGAAGUGGUACGUCCCCGCGUUGAAAAAACAGACGAGUACCGCGCACUGAAGUCAGAUACCCUUCGCGAGUCGGCCUUCGACAAGUUUAUAUCCCGCAUGAAGGAAAAGGAGAGUGAUCGUCGGGACCGUAGCAGACGCGAUGAUCGCGAUCGUGAUAGGGACAGGCGCGACCGAGACCGUGAGUAUCGCAACGGUCAUUCAGACUCCCACCGACGUCAUCGUACGCGUACUCGCUCACCUGAACAUGACCCAUACGCCGCGGAGCGCCGCAGAGCAGUGCAAGACAGGGAGGCACGCUACAGAAAUAGUGACGGCACAGGUUUGUCUCCGAUUCCCCGCCGCGAGCGUCGAGAUGACGAUCGCUACGAGCGCUCUCGCCGCAGUCCUGGUGGUGAUCACUAUGGACGCGAGCGCCGUGAGCGCGAAGCGGAGCGUGAGCGAUCUUACGUCAGUAGAGCCGAUCCUCGCGAAGCAACCGUCAGUCUGCUAGACUACGGCGACAGUGGUGGUCGCACUUCGUCUGCCCGCCGCCGUCGGGAGAGCGAUGAGAGUUCUACUAGGCGCGAUCGCGACACCAAGCGUGCUCGCUACUCCCCUCGCGUCGAGGGAAAGUCCAAAACUCCCGUUCCCGAGCCGACUGUGAAGAAGGAAGAGGAAGACCGCGCCCUCCGUAGUGGGAGCGAGGAAGGUGAAAUUGAGGAAGAUUAG
Pyrenophora tritici-repentis Pt-1C-BFP is the source of this 2331-nucleotide messenger RNA. RefSeq names its product FF multi-domain protein. Gene Ontology annotation, biological process: mRNA cis splicing, via spliceosome. The record is from RefSeq and is a predicted model, not a curated record. Gene Ontology annotation, cellular component: U1 snRNP; U2-type prespliceosome. Gene Ontology annotation, molecular function: RNA binding; protein binding. Lineage: Eukaryota; Fungi; Ascomycota; Dothideomycetes; Pleosporales; Pleosporaceae.